Messenger RNA from Talpa occidentalis (Iberian mole), 762 nucleotides. RefSeq names its product ferritin heavy chain-like. The transcript has a single exon. NCBI's taxonomy places the organism in Eukaryota, Metazoa, Chordata, Mammalia, Eulipotyphla, Talpidae. The record is from RefSeq and is a predicted model, not a curated record. The coding region runs from base 65 to 625 and encodes 186 amino acids. Gene Ontology annotation, biological process: intracellular iron ion homeostasis; iron ion transport. Gene Ontology annotation, molecular function: ferric iron binding; ferrous iron binding. Gene Ontology annotation, cellular component: cytoplasm.
GCCGCGCGUUCGCUCCGCCUAUCCCUUCGCCUUGACUCCGGCGGCGCCUGUGCCUCCGGUGGUGAUGCCUCCAGUGAUGGUGUUCGCGCAACAUUCGCAGGUGCGUCAAAACUACCACCCCGACUGCGAGAACUCCAUCAACAACCUGACCAACCUGGAGCUUUACGCCUCCUACAUGUACCUGUCCAUCUCCUUUUACUUCGAUCGCGAAGAAACGGCUUUGAAGCACUUCGCCGAGUACUUCCUGAUGCUGUCAGAAAAAGAGAGCGAAAACGCUGAGAUGAUGAUGGAGUUCCAGGUCAUGAGGGGCGGCCUCCUCCGUCUCCGCGACAUCAAGAAGCCAGAUCGCGACAACUGGCAGAGCGGCCUGAAGGCCCUGAAGUGCGCCCUGUACCUGAAGAAGACCAUCAACCAGCACCUGCUCGAUCUGCACAACUUGGCCACUAAUAUCAAUGACCCUCAUUUGUGCUACUUCCUGGAGACCUACCACCUCGACUACCAAGUCAGAGCCAUGAAGGAGUUGGGGGAGCAUCUCACCAACCUGCUCGACUUGCAGGAUGCCAUGAUGGCCGAUUACAACUUUGACAAGCUCACCCUGGGUGAAAGCUCCAUGGACUUAGACUGAACUGUCUUGCCCAUGGCAGGGGGGGUGCGGUGCCUUCCCCUCCUCACCCAGUUUGCAUUCACAUGGCAGUACUGCCUUUGCAAUACCUUGUUUCAGUUUUUUUCUUCCAGUUUUACCAUUUGUUUCAGUAAAGUUAU